This is a messenger RNA of Thlaspi arvense, 276 nucleotides long. The record is from the annotation of a GenBank genome assembly. NCBI's taxonomy places the organism in Eukaryota, Viridiplantae, Streptophyta, Magnoliopsida, Brassicales, Brassicaceae.
AUGCCACGGGCCUUCAACAGCAUUGAAGUCAUCCACGGAGAUGGUGGGGUUGGAAGCAUAAAGAAGAUCAGCUUUGCUGAUGAGAAGAUCUCCUAUGAGAUACGGCUGGGGCCCUCCCCGGAUGGACGUGCCAUUUCCAAGACUACUAGCAAGUACUACCCCUUGGAUGGCGUUGAUAUCAAUGAAGAGGAGAUCAAGAUUGGCCAGGAAAGAUCUGGAGCAAUGCUCAAGGUCUUGGAAGACCACCUCAUCCAAAAUGCAGAAUCCUAUGUGUAA